Molecule: messenger RNA, 2043 nt
Organism: Rhinopithecus roxellana (golden snub-nosed monkey)
Lineage: Eukaryota; Metazoa; Chordata; Mammalia; Primates; Cercopithecidae
Gene: IFT38
Product: clusterin associated protein 1
Exons: 13
Coding region: 123-1367 (414 amino acids)
Biological process (GO): cilium assembly
Cellular component (GO): intraciliary transport particle B; cilium; centrosome
Source: RefSeq, a predicted model, not a curated record
UUUGUCCCUGACCGUGCGCCGUCCAAGGGUCCAUUGGUUGCCAUAGAGACCGGCGAGCGCUGUUCCUGUGAGCGCUGAGGUGCGAGCAGCUGCGACCCUGGGCUCCUGGGGACCUGAGCGUCAUGUCUUUCCGCGACCUCCGCAAUUUCACAGAGAUGAUGAGAGCCCUGGGAUACCCUCGACAUAUUUCUAUGGAAAAUUUCUGUACACCCAAUUUUGGACUUGUAUCUGAAGUACUUCUCUGGCUUGUGAAAAGGUAUGAGCCCCAGACUGACAUCCCGCCUGACGUGGACACUGAACAGGACCGAGUUUUCUUCAUUAAGGCAGUUGCCCAGUUCAUGGCCACCAAGGCACAUAUAAAACUCAACACUAAGAAGCUUUAUCAAGCAGAUGGGUAUGCAGUAAAAGAACUGUUGAAGAUCACAUCUGUCCUUUAUAAUGCUAUGAAGACCAAGGGGAUGGAGGGCUCUGAAAUAGUAGAGGAAGAUGUCAACAAAUUCAAGUUUGAUCUUGGCUCAAAGAUUGCAGAUUUGAAGGCAGCCAGGCAGCUUGCGUCUGAAAUCACCUCCAAAGGAGCAUCUCUGUAUGACUUGCUCGGCAUGGAAGUAGAAUUGAGGGAAAUGAGAACAGAAGCCAUUGCCAGACCUCUGGAAAUAAAUGAGACUGAAAAAGUGAUGAGAAUUGCAAUAAAAGAGAUUUUGACACAGGUGCAGAAGACUAAAGACCUGCUCAAUAAUGUGGCCUCUGAUGAAGCUAAUUUAGAAGCCAAAAUUGAAAAAAGAAAAUUAGAACUGGAAAGAAAUCAGAAGCGACUAGAGACUCUGCAGAGUGUCAGGCCAUGUUUUAUGGAUGAGUAUGAGAAGACUGAGGAAGAAUUACAAAAGCAGUAUGACAUUUAUCUGGAGAAAUUUCAAAAUCUGACUUACCUGGAGCAGCAGCUUGAAGAGUAUCAUAGGAUGGAGCAAGAAAGGUUUGAGGAAGCUAAAAACACUCUCUGCCUGAUACAGAACAAGCUCAAGGAGGAAGAGAAGCGCCUGCUCAAGAGUGGAAGUAAUGAUGACUCGGACGUAGACAUCCAGGAGGAUGACGAAUCCGACAGUGAGUUGGAAGAAAGGCGGCUGCCCAAGCCACGGACAGCCAUGGAGGUGCUCAUGCAAGGAAGACCUGGCAAACGCAUUGUGGGCAUGAUGCAAGGUGGAGACUCCGAUGACAAUGAGGACUCGGAGGAGAGUGAAAUUGACAUGGAAGAUGGUGAUGAGGAGGAGGAGGAUGAUUUGGAAGAUGAGAGCAUUUCUCUCUCACCAUCCAAGCCCAAUCGAAGGGUCCGGAAACCUGAACCCCUGGAUGAGAGUGACAAUGACUUCUGACCCUCUUGCCAAGGGACCCUGGCAGAUUAAAACCCUCAGACUUGUAGGGAAGCCAGCAUGUUGGAGCCAUGCCAGCCACCUCAGACGCCGUGGUUCCAAGACGCGGAAGAGUCACUGCACCUUUUGGAUGUUAUGGAUUUGGUUUGCCUGAAUGUGACUUGACUUCUGUUUUGAAACAAUAAUACAAAUAGAGUUCUAUUUUCCUUAUGUGAUGCUUUCUUCUAACGCACUUUAACACAGAAGCCUACCCUAGCUACAAAGAGCCCAUCCACAGACAUAGGCAACAGCUCCAAAGGGUAUUUCAUUGUGUCACCUGCUUCUAGAUCAUGUUAGUUAACUGACUUUGUGCAAAGUCUCGCCAUGUAUAGCACUGCCUUGCUUGAGCAAGGACGUUUCUAUCAGCAACAAGCUGUGUGUACUCUAUCCUUUUUACUAAAGUAUGACCCAUUGUAGAAUGGAUCCAGGAGUCACAUGUGCAAGUGCUUUAUGACCUGGCACCAUUUGGUUUUGGCCAAGCAGUAGAGCAGACCUCAGGACCUAAGGAGGAUGGUUGUGAUUAGGUCAAUAAAAAACUAGCAGGCCAUUGCUGAUAAUUUUUUACUAUAUAAUUAGAGGACUUCCUCAAAUGCUUUAAAAAAUGUGUAUUGAUGAAAAAUACAAAGGAAUUUUUCAAAUA